GUAUUUCAGAAUAUACUAUGCUCUCUUGUUGGUGUCGUUGCUAGGUCGGUAAAACCUGUCCAGUUAUGAGUAGUGAAGUAGAUUAGUAUUAUGUGGGAUUCCGAAACUGUUAUGCGUUUGCGUUUACCGUGCGCCACGAGCCUGCCGCGUGUUGGAUUGUGUCGACAUCAGUUGGAGCACUGUCCACGGUGCUGAAAGUCAAGAGUCUUACCAUAAGUGGCGAACAGAGGCAGUUGAGGCGUUCCCGGGUACAUGUAUAUGCAACUCAAAUCUUGAGAUGACGCGGAAAAGGCUGCACUUUGUAGCUGUAUGGGGAUUCUUCGCGUGGGAAAUAGCUGUGUUGCUAAGUCUGGUGGCGUCUAAAGAGCCAGAGAGUCCUCGGGGGAGAGCAGUGCAUCCUCCGUCACCCUCCGACUUCUUGGACAAACUCAUGGGGAGAACCUCUGGCUACGAUGCCAGGAUUAGACCCAACUUUAAAGGUCCUCCUGUGAACGUAUCAUGCAACAUAUUCAUCAACAGCUUUGGCUCCAUAGCUGAGACUACAAUGGACUACAGAGUGAACAUCUUCCUCCGUCAAAAGUGGAACGACCCCAGGUUAGCGUACACAGAGUACCCUGACGGUUCUCUGGACCUGGACCCCUCUAUGUUGGACUCUAUCUGGAAACCUGACUUGUUCUUUGCCAACGAGAAAGGGGCCCAUUUCCACGAAGUCACCACAGACAACAAGCUGUUAAGAAUAUUCAAGAACGGCAACGUCCUCUAUUCUAUACGAUUGACAUUAACCCUCUCCUGUCCGAUGGACCUGAAGAACUUCCCCAUGGACGUGCAGACAUGUAUCAUGCAGCUAGAGAGCUUUGGCUACACAAUGAACGACCUGAUCUUUGAGUGGCAGGAGAAUGGACCAGUCCAGGUAGCUGAUGGGUUGACCCUCCCACAGUUCAUAAUGAAGGAUGAGACGGAUCUGAGAUACUGCACCAAGCACUAUAACACAGGUUUCACUUUUAAAGAUGUGGAAUUACAUGCCUCCACGGCCCAGUGUAUCCGGUGCCUGCUUCACGCACCAGGCUUCCAGUGCAUCUCCCCAGUCCGGUGA
Messenger RNA from Oncorhynchus nerka (sockeye salmon), 1093 nucleotides. RefSeq names its product glycine receptor subunit alpha-3-like. Lineage: Eukaryota; Metazoa; Chordata; Actinopteri; Salmoniformes; Salmonidae. Gene Ontology annotation, biological process: signal transduction; chemical synaptic transmission; chloride transmembrane transport. Gene Ontology annotation, molecular function: chloride channel activity; glycine binding; excitatory extracellular ligand-gated monoatomic ion channel activity. The record is from RefSeq and is a predicted model, not a curated record. Bases 278 to 1093 code for a protein of 271 amino acids. Gene Ontology annotation, cellular component: neuron projection; plasma membrane; synapse. The transcript is spliced from 7 exons.